This is a messenger RNA of Sorex fumeus (smoky shrew), 4838 nucleotides long. It is a transcript of the gene KRAS, whose product is annotated as KRAS proto-oncogene, GTPase. The record is from RefSeq and is a predicted model, not a curated record. The transcript has 5 exons. Bases 120 to 686 code for a protein of 188 amino acids. Gene Ontology annotation, biological process: Ras protein signal transduction. Lineage: Eukaryota; Metazoa; Chordata; Mammalia; Eulipotyphla; Soricidae. Gene Ontology annotation, molecular function: GTP binding; GDP binding; GTPase activity. Gene Ontology annotation, cellular component: plasma membrane.
GCGGCGGCGGCGGCGGAGGCGGCGGCUCGGGCCGGACUCGCGGCCCCCGCCAUUUCGGAGCGGGCGGCGGCGGGGCCAGAGGCGCGGCGGCUCCGGAGCGGGGCCCAGGCCUGCUGAAAAUGACCGAGUAUAAACUGGUGGUAGUUGGAGCUGGUGGCGUGGGCAAGAGUGCCUUGACGAUACAGCUGAUCCAGAACCACUUUGUGGAUGAGUAUGACCCCACGAUAGAGGACUCCUACAGAAAACAAGUAGUCAUUGAUGGAGAAACCUGUCUCUUGGACAUUCUCGACACGGCGGGUCAAGAGGAGUACAGUGCAAUGAGGGACCAGUACAUGCGGACUGGGGAGGGCUUUCUCUGUGUGUUUGCCAUAAAUAAUACUAAGUCAUUUGAAGAUAUUCACCAUUAUAGAGAACAAAUAAAAAGAGUCAAAGACUCUGAAGAUGUCCCCAUGGUCCUAGUAGGAAAUAAAUGUGAUUUGCCUUCUAGAACAGUAGAUACGAAGCAGGCGCAGGACUUAGCAAGAAGUUACGGGAUCCCUUUCAUCGAGACAUCAGCCAAGACAAGACAGGGUGUUGAUGAUGCCUUCUAUACAUUAGUUCGAGAAAUUCGAAAACAUAAAGAAAAGAUGAGCAAAGAUGGUAAAAAGAAGAAAAAGAAGUCAAAGACAAAGUGUAUAAUUAUGUAAAUACAAUUUGUACUUUUUUCUUAAGGCAUACUUAAGUAAAAGUGGUAAUUUUUGUACAUUACACUAAAUUAUUAGCAUUUGUUUAGCAUUACCUAAUUUUCUUUCUGCUCCAUCCAAACUGUUAGCUUUUAUCUUGAAUGCUUAUUUUAAAAUGACAGUGGAAACUUUUUCCUCUAAGUGCCAGUAUUCCCUGAGUUUUGGUUUUUGAACUAGCAAUGCCUGUGAAGAGGAAACUGAAUACCUGAGAUUUUGUCUUGGGGUUUUUGGUGCAUGCAGUUGAUUAUUUCCUAUUAUUCUUACCAAUUGUGAACUUUGGUGUGAAACAAAUUAAUGAAGCUUUCAGUCAUACCUACUCUGUCUUUUCUGUAGUCACUUAAACGAUUGAUAACCAACUAUCAUUUUGAGUUGCGAUUUCCUGCUACGCCGAGGGAACGUGAAUUUAUAGGCUCCCUGUAGGUCUGCUUGUAGACACCAUCCGUGUGAUUUCACUCACCCUAAUGAUUGUCAGGUUAUGUUGUUCACAAAGGUUUCACCCUAAUGAUUGUCAGGUUACAUUGUUCACAAACCUUUGCUCCCUCUUUCCACUGCUGUUUGUCAUGGCCAUGCUCCUAAAAUAUAUUUUUUCUAUAAAAAGGGUGGAAAAAAAUGGAAAAAAAUACAAGAAAUGCUAAGGGCCAUUUCCUUUCCACACCAGAGAGACUGCUGUGAGCGCCUGGCAGCUUAGCCUGUUAGGGUGGACCCCACAGGAAUGAGGCUCACAGCAGCCACUGGGGGCUAUAUUUGCCUGCUACGAAAUUUUUGUAAUUAUUGAGAAAACACAGAUGAAAAAAAAAUCUUGUAGUGAUUACAUAGAGUCUCCCUGUGUCAGGUUACUCUGUUGGAGCCCAACUUUGAAAUCUUCUCUUGAACUUGUCUUUGGAAAUAGUCUGGGUGCUGGCAGUGAUGUGGAAAGGAGGUUUAGGCCUGUCAGCUCGUAAGGAUCGGGCCACGACGUGGCAGGCCAUGCUCCUGGGACCGUCAGAGCGUGUCUGAGCACUGGCGCAGGGCCUGAGCCCUUGUCUCCCCACAUGGUCUUGAGUCGGUGGGUGAGACGUGGGGACCCGGAGAACCUGUAGUGCAGUGAGACAUUCUCACCGGUUGUCCUACGAACAGAUGAGGAGGAGGAAUACCUCUUUUGCUUCAGGCAAGCCACCUUCAAAAUAAUUUUUUAAAUAAAUGGUGGGUGCCGAGAUUUAAAGAAUACUUUCAACAACGAAGCAAGAACACUUCCAGGUUUCUAAUAUUGGCUAUUUCCUUAACACUGGCUUAAGUCACAAUUCAUAAAUACUUUAUAAGUCCGAACCAUUUUUGAAGGUGGAUGCUUAAGAAAUAGACAAUAAAGGUUCCUUCGAUGUGACUGAACGUUACUGACUCUGAAAUCUGUGGCAUGAGAUGGUCCAUCGAGGGGCCGCAUCGCCGGGCCGGAAGGAAGGUGGCCUGGAUUCCAGUCCUGCAUCUCCCAGCUCCGGUUCCGGACAGACCCUUCCCAUUCAUUGCUUCGUGGCCCAGGAAGUCAUCUCAAAGGCUGAAUAGCUUUACACUCUGAUUUGCAUUCAGUUUACAUAAAGAUAGACCUAUUCGUCAGUCUCGGCACAAUCUCUAACUUUUUACCUGUCUUCUCACCUGCAGCGCUAGUACUGAGCAAAAUUGUAGUUUGAUUAAAUGUCCGUUCCCGGUGUCGCCUGGCCUGUCUGCCCGCUCUGCCCGUGUCUUGUUGCUUUUUCUCUGAAUACUCGUUUCCCUAACCUCAAGAUCUAUUGCUGCUUCGGGUGUCUCCGCGAAGGCUUCCUGUCAGGCUGCAUCAGGCGCAAUUGCCCCACGCUCUCCUCAGGCGCAACCGAAUCAGACACCCCGAUGUGGGACUGGCCCGGGCAGCUCCUUUGCAGGGGCUGGCUGUAGCAAUAGCGUCUUCAUCCUUGGUACAUCAUCUCUUUGCUGGAUCGUCCUUUGGUGACUAGGAAUUUUCAGAACUGCUCUGAGUAGACGGCACCCUGUCCAACGGAAGGAGGACUGAGUAGCGGCAGCGCUGAGAUGAUGUGGAGUGUGCAGUGAGGUUAGCCUUGGCGAGAGUGAUACAUUCCACUGCUUAUUAACUCAGAUCUUACAAUGAAAAGGAGUUUGAAAUUUGAGCCUCAAGAUUUUUGGCAGAAUUCAUUUAUUCAACCGAAAUCUGAGUGCCUACUGGUUGCUGGCACUGCACUCGGCAGUGGGGAUUUCUAGGGACCCCCAAACAAGGGGACGUGGUUCCUUGAUCGGGAGCGUCUUAGUGAAGCAUUUGGCACGUGACCCAGAGAUACCACCAUGCUUAAUUUAGGCUCUCAAGCAGGGAUUUGGUCUCUUGUUUCUUCUAGUUCUAAAGUAAUUGUCUUCCUGAUUCCAAUGUAAUUGUUUAAUCAAACUACUUUAUAUAAAUUACUUUAUUGUUUAAAAGGAAUAAACUUGAUUAUAUUGUUUUUCAUUUGGCAUAACUGUGAUUUUAUUGGGGCAGUUACAAAGUUGUAUUAAUAUUAAAAUUCCCAGAUGUGAAAUACUCUAAUUGGUCUCUUUGUCUAAGUAAUUAGACUUUUAAAUGUUGAAUUUUAAAAUAGUUUUAUCUGGGUAUGACUACACAAGGUGCCUGAACUAAUUCAUAGAAGGCUUGUUUCAUCUCAGUCAGAUUUCUGAAAUGAGAUACUAAACCACAGCUUGAGGGAACGUUCUCGAGGGCAGGGUGUGAAGACUAUAGUUAUACAGUACCUCCUCUUGUUUCUACACGAGAGAAAGAUACGCCAUACUUCAGGAAUUGCAGUGCAUAGUUGGGGUGGGGGGGUUUUUAGGACUCUUGAAUUUUUGAUGUAGCUGGGUAUUUUCUUUUUUUAAGUAGUAAUCCUUAAUUAUGUGAAUCCUGAAUGGUCUGACAAAAGGUUUGUUUAUAUAGAGAUUUUUGAAUGGGAGAGAUAAUCCUAGAAGUAACAUGUUACCUAAUUAUUACCGCCUUAAAGAUAAAAAUCCUAUUGAAGUUUUAAAAAAAAUGACUAAAUUCCAUAGUGUUUGACAUUAAUAUGUUUAUGGAAGAAUGGAGCAGGCAUGUGUCGUCUGAGUGUUCCCAGUUAGGAAUUCCAGACUCGGUUAACUGAGUCACACUGCACAGGAGUUGAGAACUGAGCUUUCCUAGGCCAUCACACCUUGGCCAUCUUUGCACAAUUUUGUUCCAAUACACAGGACUGUUGUGAGGCAUGUUAAGUUGCAGUUUUCAUAAGUUCAUCUCAUUUGUAUGUAUUUCCUGUUUUUUUUCCCCCUCUCUAACCAUUUCCCGCAAGUAAUACAGGUUAAUUUGUUGUUGGCAACUGACACUGUCAUUUCCAUUUGUCAAAUGCAGUCAUUUAUUAUAUAGUGAAUUUUAAAAGAAUCCGUAAGUCACAUUAAAGCCAAAUUCCUAUUAAGUUCCUUAAUACUGGUAGCAUGAAACCUGCAUCAAGAAACUGAGCAGCACACAGUCGGCAGCUGUAAAUUCCUUCAGAAAAUGAAAAUUCUUUCUUAAAGGUCUAUUCAUACCAAUUCCGAAGAAGUCAUAAACCAGAUGAACAGUUUUUAGUUUCCUAUUUUCCAGUGCCAGUUUGGGUGAUUGGCAAUUCAAAUGAAUUUAGAGGAAUUUAUUACCUGCCCAAAUGUCAGUUAAGGGAGGGUUCCCCUGUCAAGCUAAAUGGGUUAUGUAAUGUUUUAUCCAAAAGUUUCCAAUUCCACUGUCUUGUGUUUUCAUGUUGAAAAUACUUUUGCAUUUUUCCUUUGAGUGCCAAUUUCUUACUAGUACUCUUUCUUACUGUCACAUGUUUACCUGGAAUGUAUUUUAACUAUUUUUGUACAGUGUGAACUGAAACAUGCACAUUUUGUACAUUGUGCUCCUUUGUGGGACAUAUGCAGUGUGAUCCAGUUGUUUCCCAUCUUUGGUUGCGCUGACCUAGGAAUGUUGGUCACAUCAAACAUUAAAUUUCAAAAUGACCACUCUUUUAAUUCAAAUUAACUUUUAAAUGUUUAUAGGAGUAUGUGCUGUGAAGUGAUCUGAAAUCUGUAAUAUUUUUGUCAUGAACUGUACUGCUCCUAAUUACUGUAAUGUAAUAAAACAGUUCCGAUGAC